This is a messenger RNA of Coregonus sp. 'balchen', 9664 nucleotides long. NCBI's taxonomy places the organism in Eukaryota, Metazoa, Chordata, Actinopteri, Salmoniformes, Salmonidae. The record is from the annotation of a GenBank genome assembly.
AUGUUCUUUCUUCCUUUAUGUUUAGUGGUCAAUGGAUCAUGCCCAGUGGGGCGGGAGUUCAUUACUGCCUUUAUGCCUAACUAUUUGCUGAGCUACCAUGAUGAUCAGAGUCUUCAACUGGCCAUAACCACACAGGAUUAUCCAGCCGUUGUUCAAAUUCGGGUCAAUGCAAUUGGCUUCUCCACCUCGGUGAAAAUAGAGAAACAGAACACCAAAUGGAUUGCCAUACCUGGUAACGCUGAAAUUGGGGGUCCAGGAGCUUCCACCAAAACAGUGCAGGUCACCUCCAACUCUGACAUCUCAGUGGUGGCCUUCAACUACAAGUUCUCGAUCGGAGACAGUAGUGUGGUCUUCCCAACUGACCAGCUGGGUACUGACUAUGUGGUCUUCACCCCCGAGGAGGGUCCAAGCAACAUGCACAAGCUUGUGUCUAUUGUCAACGGCAAAGAGCCCAACAAGAUCACGAUCAUCCCUUUCUCCAACAUGGAUCUCAGUGGUAUGGAUUCCUGGAAGCAAAGACAGGCGGUGAUUGUUACCAUGGACCCAUACCAGAUCUACCUCUACCAAAGCUACACCACUUUCACUGGGACCAGGGUCAAAGCCAAGCACCCUGUGGCGGUCCUGGGGGGACACGAGUGCGUCGCAGAUGGAGGCUGCUGCAAUCACGUAUAUGAACAACUGCUACCAGUACAGAGCCUUUCCACCAAUUACCUGGUUCCUUCCAUGCACAUGACACAUUCAACAGACUUUGUCAACUUUGUAGCCUCAGAGGACAACACUCUAGUGAAGAUCUUUGAGGGAAAGGUAUCCACUACUAAGGAGUUGAAUGCGGGGCAGGCGUAUGUGGUUUCUGUCCAACCCAAAUAUCCGCUGAUCAUCAAAAGUGAUAAAAAGGUAAUGGUGAUGUACUUCAGCAACAACAAGCCCUACGAUCCGUUCCUCACCAACAUCCUCCCAAUGUCUGAUCUGGCCAACGAGUGGUCAGUGGACACACAGAGCAAGUUCGAGAGCACAUUGGUCAUCGUCUCCGAGGGGGAAGGGAUCAACACCGUUAAAGUCUGUGAGAAAAAUAAAUGUGUGAAAUCUCUCCAAUGGACAUCAUUAAUCUCAGACCCUAAGUACAUGUGGGUUAAUGCUCCAUUGGGAGAGCAGCAACAGCAUUUCUCCAUCAAAGGCGACUUCCUCAUGGCUGUUUACGUUUAUGGUGGCAUGUCAAGAGACGGCUACGCUACAACAGGAGUAUGUUCCAAAGGUACGCUAUUUAAUUGACACAUCCACUUAACUGGCCUAUCAACUGCCCCUCGACACUCACCCUGUUGAAGGGGACAACUCUUAGACAACACAAUGCAAUGCAACACAUCGCAAUGCAAUGCAACACAAUAAAACAAAACAAAACGCAACACAACACAACAAAUGCACUGCAUGAAAACUAGUGUUCAUCUUGAAAGUUGCUUCUGUACUCCCUCAGGCACUGCACCACCCACUCCACCACCAGAUCCUUGUGAGAACGUCAAAUGCAGAGAAAAGGAAGAAUGUACAAAGGGGGUUUGUGUCCACAUCUCCAAAGCAACGUGCAGGGCUGUGGGCGACCCCCACUACCUCACCUUUGAUGGGGAGCGGUUUUACUUCCAGGGCACAUGCUCUUACGUCAUGGCCACGGUUGUUAAAUCUGAACCUGGCCUCAUCCCGUUCAUUGUCCUGACCAAGAACAACCACAGAGGGAACAAGAGGGUGUCUUUCGUAAAGAAAGUCUCAGUCACGGUCUAUGGGCUGACUGUUGUGAUCAGCACGCAUAAAGGGAAGGUUGAGGUAAGUAACAAAAGACCAGAGUUAAAUUAUCAGGAUUGGGGUCAGUUCCAUGGUAAAUUUGGUCAAUUCACGAGGUGAACUGAGUGGUUUUUCCAUAUGCUCAUUGAUAUUUUCUUAGGUGAAUGGUGAGAACGUCUACCUGCCUGUGACCCUAGCCGGGGGAAACCUAACGGUGGUGCAUAGUGGCAGCUAUGCUGUUCUGAAGACAAACUUUGGCCUGAAGGUUAUGUACGACUGGAACAUGAAGUUCUACAUCACUGCCCCCAGCAGCUAUUUCCGCACCCUGGGUGGGCUCUGUGGGAACUACAACGGGGAUCGCAACGACGAGUUCACUAACCCCAAAGGUAACAAGGAACCCACAGUGGUGAAGUUUGCCCAGAGCUGGAGAACUGAAGACGGCGACUUGUUCUGUCAUGAUGACUGCCUAGGGGAAUGUCCUAGCUGCAGUCCAGCUCUCCAACAGAAAUACAAAGGAGAGAAGUUAUGUGGUCUCUUGGCCAAAAAAGAUGGCCCAUUCGCCAGCUGCCACAAGGUCCUGGACCCAGGCAUGUUCAUGGACAACUGUGUCUAUGACAUCUGCAUCAAUAAAGGCAUCUACCAGUUCCUCUGUGAGAACAUGAAAAGCUAUGAUGACGCCUGUUUGGCAGAGGGGGUCAAAAUUAGCCCUGAGUGGAGGACAAUCGCUGGAUGCCGUGAGUUUUCCUCUCUCCAAACAUUUCAUCAAGAUUUUUAGAUUGCACUUUUCACUAUUAUUUCAAUAUAUUUUCUCAUUUCACAUUUGCAGCACUGGAAUGUCCGUCAAACAGCUACUAUGAGGCGUGUGGCACAGCUUGCCCUGCCUCUUGUUCAGAUCUAGAUGCCGAAGCAAAGUGCAAGGAACCCUGUGUGGAGACCUGUCAAUGCAAGAAGGGCUUUGUCCUCAGCGGAGACAAAUGCGUCUCCAAGGAGAGCUGUGGCUGCUCUUAUGAAGGACGAUACUACCCGUCUGGAAUGAAGUUCUGGGAAGAUGACAAAUGCACAAAGCAGUGUGAAUGCAAUCCGGGAACAGCCAAGGUAGAAUGCAAAGCAACAGCAUGUAAGAAAUCAGAGAUGUGUGGCCUGCGUGGUGGUAAGAGAGAUUGCUACCCAACAUCUUAUGCCACUUGCCAAGGUUCAGGCGACCCCCACUACCGCACGUUUGAUGGCAAGAAGUUCGACUUCCAGGGAACGUGUACUUACGUUCUCUCCAAAUUGGUCAGCAAAGACGACAUAUCUCUGGCACCUUUUGAGGUGCUUGUAAAGAAUCAGAAUAGGGGAAGGAACACGGCAGUGUCUUACACAAAGACAGUCACCAUCACUGUCUUCAAAAAUGUCAUCACCAUGAGUAGGGACAACCCUGGCAAAGUAUUGGUAAGCUACCUUAAAAUGUUUUCCAUUCCAAAUGAAUGACAUAAUUGCGUUCUGAGUUUAUUUAGUAAAUUUGCGCUCAUGAUUAUACUACUUACUGUAAGAAGAAAUAUCAGGACAGUAUCGUCCUUCAUGUAUCAUUAACGUUUCUUUCUCUCUUCCCAGGUCAACAACCAGUAUGUGAACUUGCCAUUUGAUGUAGAAGAUGGCCUACUGUCCAUCUUCCGCAGUGGGUAUUUCGGGGUGGUGAAGACCAACUUUGGCCUGACACUGAAGUUCAACUGGAACAGCCACGUCUCCCUAACCCUCCCCAGCUCCUACUCAGACCUCAUCGGAGGGCUCUGCGGAAACUGGAAUGGACAACGGAACGACGACCUCCUCAAACCAGACAAGAGACCUGCCAACACCCCAACAUUAUUCGGGGACAGCUGGAAAGUGGGGAACGACCCUGGCUGCUCCAGCGACUGUGACGGCAAGAAGUGCCCCACCUGUGACCACAGCCUGAUGCUGGAUUACCAAACAGGGAAGUACUGCGGCAGGAUCACAGACAAGAACGGUCCGUUCAAGCACUGCCACGCCAAGGUGGACCCCACAGAGUAUUAUGAGGACUGUGUGUUUGAUAUGUGUCUGUACCGUGGCCAUGCCUCUGCCCUCUGUAACGCCCUCAGCACCUACACCACUGCCUGCCAGGAUGCCCCUGCCAAGGUGGAACAGUGGAGGUCGGACAGCUUCUGUCGUAAGUAGUGCACAGACACACCUCAUCAAAUGUGAAUUUCAAAACCACUACUGUAAAAGUUAUGAUCAUUACAAUAAGUCAGAAGUGGUUUGUCUAGCUAGCAGCUCCUGGUUCCAACAUUAAAUUCUAUCAUGUUUGGCCUAAUGUGUUGUAGCAUCUUCCUGCAAGGCCAACAGCCACUAUGAGGUGUGUGCCUCAAGCUGCCCCCAGACCUGCAGCGGCCUCGAUGAGCCUGAAAGCUGUGCGAACUCCCUGUGCACCGAGGGCUGUGUGUGUGACGACGGCUUCAUACUGAGUGAUAGCGAGUGUGUGCCGCUGGCUGAAUGUGGUUGCGUUCACCAAGGCCAAUACUACCAGAUGGGCCAGGUGUUCUUCCCCAACGGCCAGUGUAAAGAGCGCUGUGUGUGUAACAAGGAUGGAGACGUGGAGUGUAAUGUGAAGUUUGCCUGUGGUCCCAAUGAGAAGUGCCAGGUCCAAGACGGGGUGCAGGCCUGUGUACCCAUGAGCACGGGCACCUGCCAUGUGAGCGGGGCGAGGAGAUUCCACUCAUUCGAUGGCAGCUGCUUCAGCCUACACGGGGACUGUGUGUACAAAAUGUUGGAGGUUGUGGAGAAAUACGGUUCGAUGGCUCCAUUUGUUGUGUCAGUGCAGCAGUUGACCAAGAUGGAUGAUGCAAUGGUCACCAGGAGGGUUGAAAUACAGGCCUACAAAUACAAGAUAUCUAUGUCUCCCAGAGUGAUAUGGGAAAUAACGGUAGUUUUCUGUCUUGAUCUAUUCAUUUCAGUAUUAAAAAGCAACACUUGAUUAGAAAAACUGAUGUUUUCAAUCUUUUCUUCUUUCACAGGUGGAUGACGUUGCUGCAAAUCUCCCACUGUCACUCGGAGAUGGAAAGGUCAGGGCCUACCAGAAUGGCAUUAACAUCGUCUUGGUAACAGACUUUGGCUUGAUGGUGACCUACGACACUGUUGCUGGCGCCAUCAUACAGCUUCCAUCCACUUACAAAGGUGUAACCGGUGGUCUCUGUGGCAACUAUAAUGACAAGAAGGAAGAUGACUUCCUGCUGCCCAGUGGGCUGCAGGAGCCGUCUGUGGAGAAGUUUGCAGCGGGGUGGUUGGUGGUUCUGGAAGGGGUCAAAUGUCAGACAGGAUGUGACGGGGGCUUGAAGUGUCCUCCCUCCACUGGACCCCCGGCGGCUUGUAGCAUCAUAAAGUCAACCAAGGGUCCAUUUGCCCAAUGCCAUGCUGUUGUGCCACCACAAGUGCACUUUGAGGAGUGCGUGAAGGAGGGAGAGGGUGGGGAUGCCCUGUGCCGCCACUUACAGACGUAUGUGACUUUCUGUCAGGCAUCCGGUGGCAUUGUCAGCAGUUGGAGAUCUGACCAGUUUUGUCGUGAGUGAAUUUUGAUAUUGAAAGUUAAUUUACCUUAUCCUAGUUUAUCUUAGUGUGCAAUAUUUUUCUGACCUAAUGCUCUGCUGAAAAACAAUUGAAGCUGAAAUUGAUCAUUGAAGUUUAUUAUGUUUUUUGAUAACAUGCAUCUCCUCCCAUUUCCAUCUGUCCUCUAGCUCUGACGUGUCCAGCUAACAGUCACUAUGAGUUGUGUGCCGACACCUGUUCUUCCACCUGUGACUCUCUCAGUGAGUCUCCCAAAUGCCCACUAUGCCAGGAGGGCUGCCAGUGUGACGACGGCUUUGUGUUUGAUGGUGGCAAGUGUGUCCUACUGGAGAACUGUGGCUGUGUGGUUGAUGGACACUAUUACAUGGUGAUUACUUUUUUGUGUGUAUUGACAAAUAAAUUGCCAUUUCAUAUCCCAAAAAUGAAAUGGUAUCCUAAAGCGAUUAAUACAGUUAUAGGUCUAUAUCUGUUUUACGCUAAAUGCAAAUAUAAAGUGCAAGUAAUAUAAUAAAUCACUAUCCUUGGUAAAUAUUUAUUGUUUACAAUCAUCCUAUGGUUACCACCAUAGUAUAAACACUCAAUUAUAUAAUUUCCAUGUUUUGCUGGUUUUCAGUCUGGCCAGUCUGUGAUGCUGGGCAACUGUUCUGAGACCUGCAGCUGUGCUUCAGGAGUGUUCACCUGCAAGAACUCACAGUGCAAAGAGGGCCAGAAAUGUGGGUUGAAGAAUGGAGUGUUGGGCUGCUACAGCACAGGUAAAAAAAAACAUGAAUAAUAAUAAAACCAAACAGAUAUGGCUUUAUGUUAGUACCUUUUGAUGUGGAAUUAUGGACUUUGUUGAUGUUCUUAUUUUGAUAUUACUAUGAGCAAGAUAUGUUAACAUCUCUAAUACACAUUUUGUCAGACCCCUGUGAGGACACUGAGUGCCGUGAGAAGGAGAACUGUGUGGUGGAGAACAAUAAGGCGGUAUGUGUGGCCCAGUCUAAGGCCUACUGCUGGUUGUUCGGUGACCCUCACUACACCACGUUCGAUGGCCAGCCCUUCUCCUUCAUGGGUACCUGCUCCUACAUUCUGGUGAACACGACGGGCAAAGACCCCUCCCUGCCUCAGUUCAGCAUCCAGACCAAGAACGAGCUGCGCUUCAACUCUAAAGGCUCCUUCUUCAAGUCAGCCAACAUAGACCUGAGUGGUCACAGGAUCACCAUUCUCAGUGGCCAAAGAGGGACAGUGGAGGUGGGUGGCUUUCAGUUAUACUUGAUACAGAUUUUCCAUUUUGAAGUUGAAUGUAAGAAUCCUCCAUGCUCUCCAUCUGCUUUAAGUCCUCUUUAAAUCCUCUUCUCUCUCUUGUCUCAGAUUGAUGGCAUUAGGUCUGACCUCCCUGUGAGUUUGGAGUCUGGCAGCGUCAGAAUCACAGAGUCUGGUAUCCAAGGGACCAUCCAGACAGAUGUUGGCCUCAAGAUCACUUUUGACUGGAACAUCCUCUUCAUGGUGACCAUCAGCAGCAGUUACUACGACAACCUCGGUGGCAUCUGUGGCAACUACAAUGGUAACAAAGCAGAUGACUUCACCACUCCCACAGGCGUGCUUUCGACCAAUACCACGGCGUGGGUGGCGUCCUGGAGCGUUGCCGACGGUGACCCUUUCUGCUGGCACGUCUGUAACGGCAACUGCCCCACGUGCUCAGAUACAGACCGGGCACUUUACACUGGACCAAAGUACUGUGGUUUGAUGACACACGGAAGGGGCCCUUUUGACCAGUGUCAUAAGAAAGUGCCGGUGAAGGAGUUUGCCUCAGACUGCCUCUAUGAUGUGUGUCUGAAUGAGGGGCGACAGGAAGUGUUAUGUGAGGCCCUGGCUAACUACGUGGCCAAAUGUCAGCAGGCUGGGGCCAUUGUCUCACCACUGUGGAGAAAGGCCACCAACUGCCGUAAGUACUCAGCUAUAACAAAACAUCACAUUUAGGAACUCAGACAUCCUUAAAUGUGCAUAAUGACACGAUAGAACCAUUUGUGCAUUUGCAAAAUGUAUUAGGCCUACAUUUGUGAUGUUGUUUUUUUCUCAACUCGAACAGCCCUGGCUUGCCCGUACCACAGCCACUAUGAGCUAUGUGGCACUGCCUGCCCUGCUACCUGUGCCAAUCCCAAUGUCUCCGAGAUCUGUUCCAAAGUCUGUGUGAAGGGCUGCCAGUGUGACAAGGGUUACGUGCUCAGCGAUGAACACUGUGUCGUCAAGGAGACAGGGUGUGGCUGUACACACAAUGACCACUACUACCUGCCUGAAGAAACCUUCUGGGAGGGCAACACGUGUCAGAGUAAGUGUGUGUGCGACGGAGCCACACAGAAGGUGGUGUGUAUACCCAGAAAGUGCAAGGCUAGUGAGCACUGUGCAGUGGUCAACGGGGUUCAGGACUGCUACCCCCUCAGCUUCAAGACCUGCUCAGCACAGGGGGACCCCCACUUCCGCACCUUUGAUGGGAAGCGCUUCGACUUCCAGGGAAACUGUAUCUACAAGCUGGCGGGGGUCUGCUCCAAAGAGCCCGAUCUGGAGAGCUUUGAGGUGACUCUGGAAAACAACAACAGGGGCAGCACCAGAGUCUCCUACGCCAAGGUGGUGACUGUUGUUGUGUUGGGAAGUAGUUACACUAUCACAGGCGACUAUCACGGCAAAGUCCUGGUGAGUAAUACAGGUCCUGUACUAACUGUUGUUAUUAUUUAUUUUGUAUAAUAUACUGUUUUGAAAAAAAAUCACUCUUGUGGAAUAGUAUCCAUUCCACUCUCUAUUUUCACUGGACUGUAUUUUAGGUGAACGAUGUCCUGACGUCUCUACCGUACUACUCCAACAACACUGAGGUUCAGAUCUACAGAAACAGCCGUUUUGCUGUGCUGGAGACUCAUUUCGGUCUCAAGGUCUCCUUCGACUGGUCCAGCGAGGUGAGGGUGAAGGUCCCGAGCACCUACCACAACGCCAUCUGUGGUCUCUGUGGCAACCUCAAUGACAACCCUGACGACGACCUGCUUCUGCCCGAUGGGAAAAAGCCCAUGAGUCCCAAGGAGUUUGGAAACAGUUACUGGGUAGCUGACGUACCGGGCUGCUCCCAUGAGUGCAAAGAUUGUGCAGUUGUAGACAUCCCCCUUAUAAAGCCCAAAUAUGUCAGCGCCUGUGAUGUCAUUGUGGACAAGAGUGGUCCCCUCAGAGACUGCAUUGGUAGAGUGGACUCUGUUGAGUACAAAGAAGACUGCAUCUAUGACAUGAUCCUCAACAGCGGCCUACUGACGGCAGCCUGUGACAUCAUCACCAACUAUGUGGAAGAGUGUCAGGAGAAGGGAGGGAAAAUCGAGGCCUGGAGGAGUAAAGACUUCUGCCGUAAGUCCUCUGGUUUUCUAUCAUUAGCCUUCAGGUUUAUGAUGAGUCGUAAUUCAUCAGUUCUUUAAAAGAGGAAUCUGACAGUGUGUUGGUUUCUUCUUUUAUCUCUCAGGAAUCUGACAGUAAAAUAAGACUGCAAAUUCGAACCCUACAUUUUAAAUGAAAUCCUGAAACUCGAAAAUUGUGAUUAAUUCCAUUGACCUCUCUUUCUCCCUGUGUGUUUUCAGACCUCCCUUGUCCAGAGAACAGUGUCUACAGCCUCUCGGCCCCGGGGUGCCCGGCCACAUGUUACUCCAUGACCUCCGCCCCAGGAUGCACCACUCCUCCAGGGGAGGGCUGUCAGUGCAAACCUGGUUUCCUGCUGAGCGAAGACAAGUGUGUCCACGUGAAGGACUGCGGCUGUCACCACGAGGGUCGCUACUUUGUGUCCGGCGAGGUCUUCUAUGAGGAGGAGAACUGCCACCACCGCUGCAGCUGUAGCUCCGGCGAGAUGGCCUGUGAAGUGGCGCCCUGUGGUCCAAAGACCACGUGUGCGGUGGUGAAGGGGGUCAGGGGUUGUUACAUUAUCAGUAGCAAAGAUUCAAACAACCAGUCAUGGAUUCAAAAACUCCUUAACAAAUAUGGAAAACCUGUACAUAUCAAGUUUGGAGGCUAGAGCAUUUUAAUUUUCAAAUAAACUCUCAUGGCUCUAAAAUAUCCUUUAAAAACGUCCCUUUCAUGUCCAGGCUGUAGGUAUUUCAACGUAAAAUCGUAAAAGUACCUUAAAAUUACCUUCUGUAUGUGAUAACAUAUUCUGAACUAUAUAAUGUUGUGAGGGAUUAUGAGUAUUUAUGCAUGGAAUUGUUAUUGAACUCUGUAUUCAUUAUAAUCCAGAUAUAAUCCCAGAAUUGUGUAUCACUACAACUCAGAUUAUCUCUGUAUGUGUGUAUCUCUGUCUAUCCUUUACAACUUUGAAAAGCCUAAUAAUAAAUAUAUAGCAGCA